Molecule: messenger RNA, 3189 nt
Organism: Dendronephthya gigantea
Lineage: Eukaryota; Metazoa; Cnidaria; Anthozoa; Malacalcyonacea; Nephtheidae
Product: putative ankyrin repeat protein RF_0381
Exons: 3
Coding region: 43-2556 (837 amino acids)
Biological process (GO): protein phosphorylation
Molecular function (GO): protein kinase activity; ATP binding; protein binding
Source: RefSeq, a predicted model, not a curated record
UGGACAGUGCUGCACUAUGCUGUUAUUAAGGGUACGCUAGAAAUGGUAAAAUAUCUUGUUGAAAUGGGUGCAAAUACGAAUGGCAAGGAUACUGACGGGUGGACAGUGCUGCAUGAUGCUGUUACUGAAGGUACGUUAGAAAUGGUAAAAUAUCUUGUUAAAAUGGGCGCUGAUGUAAAGAGUGAGAGUGCAGACGGGUGGACGGUGCUGCACUAUGCUGUUUCUUAUAGUUCAUUACGAAAAGUUGAAUAUCUUGUUGAAAAGGGCGCGGAUGUAAACGGAAAAAAGAGCGAUGGUUGGACAGUGCUGGUUCAUGCUGUUACAAAAGGUACGCUAGAAAUGGUAAAAUAUCUCGUUGAACAUGGCGCUGAUGUAAAUGACAAGGAUAAUGACGGCUGGACCGUGCUGCAUCAUGCUGUUACUAAGGGUACUCUAAAUAUAAUAAAAUAUCUUGUUGAAAAAGGCGCUGAUGUGAAUGGAAAGGAUACUAACGGGACGACAGUGCUGCACAGUGCUGUUCCCGAAGGCACGCUAGAAAAUGUAAAAUAUCUUGUUGAAAACGGCGCUGAUGUAAAUGGAAAGAGAGAAAACGGGCGGACAGUGUUGUACUAUGCUGUUACUAGUGGUAAGUUAGAAAUGGUAAAAUAUCUUGUUGAACAUGGCGCUGAUGUAAAUGGAAAGGAUAAUGACGAGCAGACAGUUCUGCACUAUGCUGUUACUAAAGGUACGUUAGAAAUGGUAAAAUAUAAAUAUCUUGUUGAAAACGGCGCUGAUGUAAAUGGAAAGGAUAAUGACGAGCAAACAGUGCUGCACUAUGCUGUUACUAAAGGUACGUUAGAAAUGGUGAAAUAUCUUAUUGAAUAUGGCGCUGAUGUAAAUGGCCAAAAGAAUGUAGAAACGACAGUGCUGUUCUAUGCUGUAACAAAUGGUAGGCUAGAAAUUGUAAAAUAUCUUGUUCAACACAGCAAAAUGAAUGGCAAAAUGAAUAACUGGCAGACAGUGCUGCACUAUGCUGUUACUAGUGGUAAGUUAGAACUUGUAAAAUAUCUUGUUGAAAACGGCGCUGAUGUAAAUGGAAAAAAUAAUACAGGGAUGACAGUGCUGCACGCUGCCGUUACAAAUGGUACGCUAGAAAUUGUGAAAUAUCUUGUUGAACAUGGCGCUGAUGUGAAUGGCAAAAAGAAUAAUAAAGGGACGACAGUGUUGCACACUGCUGUUUCUAAUGGUAGGCUAGAAAUUGUAAAAUGUCUUGUUGAGAAUGGCGCUAAUAUUAAUAGCAAGAGGAAUGAUGGGUGGACAGUGCUGCACGCUGCAGUUACUGAAGGAACUCUAGAAAUAGUAAAAUACCUUGUCAAAAGUGGAGCUGAUGUAAAUGGAAAAAAUAAAAAGGGGGUGACAUCCCUGGAAACUGCUGUCGAUGCUGGUGCAUUAGAAAUGGUAAAGUAUUUAGUUGAACAGGGCGGUGACAUAACCCUUAAAAAUAAAAUGGGCGUUCAUACUCUUGGCUUUGACGUCCUAAAGAUGGCUGUUGCAAAAAAAUCAAUUGCUUUGAUUAAUCUUCUGUUGGAAAAGAACAUCGCUGUGUGGAGAGCUGAAACAUUUCUUGUUGAAGGAAGGCAAAUGAGUCUUCUUGAAUGGAGUAUUAACCUUGGUCAUGAUGAAAUUACAACUAUCCUCAAAAGGUCUGUAAAUCAUCGUGAGAAGAUUCAGAUGUUGAAAACAAUGAAUUUGAACGAGUUAGACAAGACUGAAACACCGAUGCAGGCUUUUAUCGCAAAGAAUCAAUUCAAAAUUGGCGAUGGUGGUUUUUCUUGUGUCUAUGUUGGUCUCAUGAAGGAUGGAAGUGAAGUUGCUGUUAAGAGAAUUUUGGUACAAAGUGAGGAUGAAACAGUUGAAAACGAAAAGGAAAUCAUGAGUCUCAUUGAAACAAAAAACUCUCCAUUCAUAGUGAGCUAUCGACAUUUUCACCGUGACGAUACCUUCAUGUAUCUUAUUGUUGAUCUUUGCGAAGAAACCUUGAGGGAACUUGUUCAAGCAUGCAGUAUUGAACAUCUACAAGAGCAUGGUCCACGAAUGAUUAGGGAAAUUCUAUCAGGACUUAAAUUUCUUCAUGGUAAAGGAAUAUUGCACAGAGAUCUAAAACCAUCAAACGUUCUGGUUGAUAUCGAAGGUCGCAUGAAAUUAGCAGACUUUGGGAUAAGCCGCGUUCUAAAUGACGAUGACACGACAGUUGAAACAUUCGCUAAAGGUACUCCUGGAUGGAUGCCGCCGGAAGUAAUUGAAGCAAUAGACAAGGACGAAGUAGCUCGUUUCAAAAAGAAAUCAGAUGUCCAAGUCGCGGGUAUGAUUGCUUUCUUCAUCUUAACUAAAGGUGAACAUCCUUUCGGAUCAAAGUUAAAACGAAUGCAAUAUAUUUUGGAGGGAAACUCUGUCAAUUUGAAGAAACUUGGAGAUAGUCAAGCUCAAAAGUUUGUGUCGUGGCUGAUUAAUUACAAGAUUGAUGAUAGACCUUAUGCCCACGAAGCACUAGAGGAUUCUUUCCUCAAUGGAGAAUAAUACAAUAAAAAUACAGAAUUUGGACAACCUUGUGCAAUAGAAAAUUGGUGGUCCGAUAAACCACCACAUCCGGUGUGUACAAACCCUUUUGAACAGACGGUUAAUGGGUCAAGACAAAUUUUAUACGAUUUAAGUUUGUCAUAAGACACAAAACAUUCGUUGCCAACUUCUUCCAGGCAGUUGUUCAUGAAUAAAGUCUUUGUAGCUGUUUUUAAUCGGUUUUGAUGCAGCGUAACUUAGGUUGACGAGGUUGACUGAGUGCCUGCGUGCCUGCGGCGCGGCACUGGUGUCCAAAGUCAAAACUGCUUCAUAAAACAUGCUGAGAACAGUGAUUUUGUUGUGUUCUACAUCUGAAGGUAGUGCCCGUUCAUGGACACUAUGCCCAAUUUCAUUUGGAAGCAUCAUGUUCAACUUAGGCGCCGGGCACCAGUGCCAGGGCACUCAGUCUGAACGCGAUUGCUUAUGAUCCCCAAAUGAGUUUGUACCUAAAAAACGUGACCUAAUUUUUUAUCAUUUGUAUAUAUAGCAGUAUAGAAACUAUAAACGUAAAAUAUCGUUUUAGAGUAGUUUAAUCUCUUGACCGCACUGGAAACGACAGAUCGUAUCUUGGGUGGAAUUGCACGUGUAAAAAUU